AAAAGAAAACUAAAGACAUUCGUCUUCAUUAACUCAGCCCUCUUUCACAGCAACAUUACUUUCACUCACACUUCAUCACUACAAGCCAUCCUCUCUUAGCUUUCCUCUCUCUCUCUCUCUCUCUCUCUCUCUCUCUCUCAGCAUUCCUUUCAGCCACUAAGAAGAAAUGGCCGAAGCAAUCCUCUUUGGUCUUGUACAGAAAAUGAUUGAAAAUUUGGGCUCUCAGACUUUCCAAGAGAUUGGAUCACUAUGGGGUGUCAAAGGUGAGCUUGAAAAAAUCAAGAACACUGUGUCCUCAAUUCAAGCUGUACUUCUGGAUGCAGCGGAGAAACAGAGUCAUGACCAUCAAGUCAAGGACUGGCUCCAAAAGCUCAACGAUGCAGUUUAUGAUGCAGAUGACUUGUUGAGUGAGUUUUCCACUGAAGCUAUGCGGCGAAGAGCGGUGAGUGGGAAUAAAGUCACAAAAGAGGUACGCACUUUCUUUUCAAAGUCAAACCAACUAGCUUUUCAUGGUAAGAUGAGUAGUAAAAUAAAGGCAAUGAGGCAAAAACUAAAUGCGAUAGCAGAAGAUAGGAAAAACUUUCGCUUGGAAGAAUACCAUGUAGAGACAAAUGUUGUGAGUAGGAAGAGGGAACCAACUCACUCGUUUGUACGUGAAGAAAAAGUUAUUGGGAGGGAAGAUGAUAGAAAGGCUGUCAUAGACCUAUUAUUGGACUCUAAUGUAGAGGAGAAUGUUUCGGUCAUUCCCAUUGUGGGGAUCGGGGGCUUAGGGAAGACUACACUUGCUCAAUACGUGUACAAUGAUGAGAAAGUCAAAAACUAUUUUGAGUUAAAAAUGUGGGUAUGUGUGUCUGAUAUCUUUGAGUUGAAAAUAAUUAUUGAAAAAAUAAUAGCAUCUGCUACAGGUAAUGCACCUGGAAAUCUGGAAAUGGAUCAAUUACAAAGUCAAAUUCGUGAAAAAAUUGAUCGAAAAAAGUAUUUACUUGUAUUGGAUGAUGUAUGGAAUGAAGAUCGUGGAAAAUGGCUUAACUUGAUAAAUAUUUUAAUGGGUGGUUCAAAAGGAAGUAAGAUUAUAAUAACCACUCGUAGUAAAUUGGUUGCAAAGAUUACACACACAGUUUCACCAUAUAUUCUCAAUGGUCUCUCCGAAGAACAAUCAUGGUCUUUAUUUAAGCAAGUGGCAUUUAGUAAAGGGCAAGUGGCCAAUAAUCCUACAUUAGUUACAAUUGGAAGGGAGAUUGUAAAAAUAUGUCAAGGGGUACCCCUUGCCAUAAUGUCCAUAGGAAAUGUGCUAUAUUGUGAGGAAACAGCAUCUGAAUGGUUACUUGUGAAGGAUAAUUUACUAGCAAAUGUAAUUGAAGGAAAUGAGAUUUAUCCAAUUUUAAAGUUGAGUUAUGAUAAUCUCCCAUCACAUUUAAAGAAUUGUUUUGUCUUUUGCUCUUUGUUUCCCAAGGAUUAUGAAAUGGAUAAGGACACCGUGAUACAACUAUGGAUAGCACAGGGGUUUAUCCAAUCAUCAAACAAAAACCAACAAUUAGAGGAUGUUGGUGAUAAGUACUUCAAAGAUUUACUUUGGAGGUCUUUCUUUGAAGAAGUAAUAGAUUCAUAUGGACUCCUAAAAUACAAGAUGCAUGAUUUAAUUCAUGAUCUUGCAGAAUCUAUCGCAGGCGAGGAGUGCAAGCUCCUUGAUUUUCAUGGGAAAAAUAUUAAUGAAAAAAAUCGUCAUGUAUCAUGUCCAUUUUUUAUUGACUUGUCUUUUAUUGAAACUUUAAAGUCAUCGGUUAAAUCAGACAAGAUACGUACAUUUCUUCAAACAUGUGAAGGGUAUAAAUUUAAUGCUUUGGAUGAGUCAACGUUGAAUACUCUUAUUUUGAGUUUCAAACGCUUGCGUGCAUUAGAUUUACAUGAAUUGAAGAUCACAAGAGUGCCAAAUUCUAUAGGGAAGCUAAUGCAUCUAAAGUACCUCGAUCUUUCUUUUAAUGAGGAUAUUGAAACUCUCCCUGAUUCAAUUACUACAUUGUUGAAUUUGCAAACAUUAAAACUUUGUAGUUGUGAAGGUCUUAAAGAAUUACCCAAAGACAUAAGAGAAUUGGUUAGCCUUAGACAUCUUUAUAAUGAUGGUUGUGAUAAUUUGAGUCAUAUGCCUUGUGGAUUAGGGCAAAUGACUUCACUUCAAACAUUACCAUUAUUCAUUGUGAGCACCUCCUCCCACACUGGUGGAUUAGGUGAAUUGAGGAAGCUAAACCUGCAAGGAACAUUAGAGAUCUCACAUUUGGAACGGUUGGAAGAAACUAAAUCAGAAUCCAUUGUUGUGAAUUUAAGGGAGAAGCAACAUCUUGAAAAAUUGAUAUUAAAAUGGGAUCAUCAAGAUCAAGUAGAUAAUAAUGAAGAUGAGAAGUUAUUAGAAAACCUCCGGCCACACCGAAAUCUCAAACAUUUGGAAGUGCAUCAGUACAAGGGUGUGAAAUUUUCAAGUUGGGUCUAUUCUCUCAUAAAUCUUGUUGAUUUAAGGAUAGAAAAUUGUGAGAGAUGCCGAUAUCUGCCGCCAUUAUCUCAUCUCCCCUCUUUAAAAUCUCUAAUGCUUGCUAUGAUGAAUGAUUUGGAGUACAUAUCCGAUAAAGAUAUGAGUAAAGAGGUGUUUGCUUCAUCCACAACAUUAUCAGCAACGUUCUUCCCAUCUUUAAAGUCACUCACAAUAGAGGAAUGUCCUAAUUUGAAGGGAUGGUGGGGGAGAACAGGGAGGGAUUUAGUCGCAACAACAUCUGCGUCAACACCAGAUCAUAAACAAGAUCAGUCUCACAACUCACUGCCUUUAUUUCCUCUUCUCUCUUCUUUGUGGAUUCGUAAUUGCCCUGAAAUGACUUCCAUGCCCCUGUUUCCCAAUCUCGAAGAAAGGCUAUAUUUAAACAACGUCAGAUUCAAGCCUUUGCAAGAGACAAUGUCAGUUUCCUCCUCUUCAUUAUCCUCUUCUUCUCCUCUCUCCAAAUUAAAUGAGAUGGAAUUGUAUUCUAUAGAAGAUAUAGAGUCUCUUCCGGCUGAGUGGGCACUACAUUCUCUCAAAGAACUAUAUAUUGGGAAUUGCCCUAGACUAACAUCUAUGUCUGGAGCGGUGCGUAAUCUCACCUCCCUCUGUUCGCUAUCAAUUGACAAUUGCGAGGAGUUCGAUCCAUUAAGAGACAUGCAUGAUGAUGGCAUGGAAUGGCGAUGCCUCAAUUGUGUCCGUGAUUUACGUUUCGAAGGUAUUCCGAAAAUGAAGUCUCUCCCUGUGGGUCUUCAAUGUAUUUCCACCCUAAAAGAGCUCCGCAUUCCAAACUGUCCAAAUUUAAUGACUUUGCCGGAACUCACCUCACUUGAAUUUCUUUGGAUUAAAAGAUGCGAGCCUAAUCUGACAUCACUUCUUGAGAUUAGUUGUCUCACUUCUUUACAGUGGCUGUGGAUUGAAGACUUACCCAAUUUGAUUACUUUCCCCGAAUCAAUUAGGAAUCCAAUCUCACUUGAAAAACUUUACAUUGACAACUGUCCCAAUCUCACAACACUACCCGAUGAUGGUUUUCUCAAGUCUUUACGAAAUCUGAGAAUUCGUAAGUGUCCUCAGUUAGAGGAAAAAUACAAAAAUAAAAUCGGAAAGGAUUUCCCUAAUUUGGAAAUCAUAUGGGCAACGUAUUGAGACCACAGCAGCAAACGGCUCUACAUCAAUGGCCACUCCCCUCUUUCACUUGAAUGAAUCAGAAUGAAAGGAGGUGUAUGUAUCUGGGCAUAUUCAGAACCAUAUGAAAAAGUGCAACAAGUCAACAGCUAAGGCAGAAAUUGGAGGGAAAUGGUCCAAGACUGCUCGAAUCCUUAAUUGAAUGUAUUUCAGAAGGAUGUUCUGGUCCACUAUUACUACAGUAUAUGGAAUAUAAAAACAGAACAGAGUUUGUGAUCUCCAAAGCGAGUCGAUACUCCAAUUAUGUAGUUUGGCAUGGAUAAAGAUCACAACUAGGUGUUAACGGAAGGGUUGUUCCAUUUCAAGAAUGGCUUCAUUAUGCUCGCAGCUGAUUCCUUGGAUAUUUGACAACUUUUUAAUGAAGCUAUUGAAAAUUUUCAACCUAAACAGGAACUUUGAAUUUGGAAACAGACAGUUUUUAGUGAAUUUACAGCAACUACAAGAAGAUAAAUAGUUCUUGAGGCUGGAGAUGGAGUAUUUGAGGUACGUCCUACCUUGGCCGACACUCAUCUAGGAGGUGAUGAUUUCAACAAGAGAAUAAACUUUAAGAAAGAUGAAGGCAUAGAUCUUCUGAAUGACAGGCAAGCUCUACAACGUCUCAUAGAGACUGCUGAGAAAGCGAAGAUGGAGCUGUCAUCUCUGACUCAAACCAAUAAUAUUAGUUUACCUUUCAUUAUCGCCAUUCGGAUGGCCCAAAACACAUUGACACCAUGCUGACUAGUGUCAAAUUUGAAGAACUGUGUUCAGAUUUGUUAGACAGUCUAAUUGCGUGCUUAAGUUCUCUGGAUUACAACUCAUAAGCUUUAAGCACCAGUUGAAACUUCCUUGAGAGAUGCAAAGUUUUCCAAAGAUAUGGAUGUAAUUCAACUUGUAUCCCAGCUGUUUAGGAGCUGAAAAAUAUGGAUGAAGUUUUUGUUCUUGGGGCUGUAGUUCAGAAGGACUUGAAACUUUGGGUGGUGUCAACUUCACCAACUUCCAAAUCAGAGGUGUUCUCCACCGCAGCAGAUGGACAGACCAGUGAAGAGAUUAAUUUCUAUCAGGGUGAGAGAGAGUUUGUGACGGACAACCAGUGCUAGCACCAUGCCAAGUGAUGGGGUGGAUAGGAUGGUUAAAGAAGCUGAAAAUUUUGCAAAAGGAAGACAAGGAAAAGAGGGAUGCCAUAGACGCAAGGAAUCUAGCUGACUCAGUUUUGUACCAAACUAGAAGCAACUAAAAGAGCUGGGAGACAAUGUUCUUAGCUAGACAAGGAGAAUGUAGAGGCUAAAGUGAAUGAGGUCAUGGAUGCCAUCUUUGGUGGUUCUACCCAAGCCAUUAAAGAUGCAAUGGCUGUCCUGAAUCAAGAAAUUAUGUAACUUCGGUAGUCAAUGUUAAUGUGAAUUUGAAUUGGUUCAGAACCUUAGGAACAAGUACAACGAGUCUAUGGCUUAGGGUAAUAUCAAUAACAUUCUGGUGACAACUACCCUUUAGGAAGCUGUUUUAUAUUCAGAAGCGCUGUGAUGGAUUUUACCUUAAGCACACUAUUUGGAUACAAAGAUAGGAUCAAUAAAAUGAAAAUAUAGAGUCUACUUGCCUGCUUAAGUUCACUGGAUUACAACUGCAAUUAACAUUCUCAUAGGCUUUGAGCACCAGUUGAAACUUCCUUAAGAGAUACAAUGCUUUACUUCAAAGAUAUCAAUGAGAAUGAAAGGAUGUGUAUAUAUUAGAGGCAUAUUCAGAACCAUAUGAACAAGUGCAACAAGUCAACAGCUAAGACUGGUGUUUUUUAGCUGGAGAAGUUAUUGACUUUGUGCUCUUGGAUGUCUCACCGUGGAAGGACUUGAAACUUUGGGUGGUGUAAUGACAAAGAUUAUCCCAAGGAACACAACUUCACCAACUUUCAAAUCAGCAGAGGUGUUCUCCAGCACAGCAGAUGGACAGAUCAGUGAAGAGAUUAAUGUCUAUCAGGGUGAAAGAGAGGUAUUUAUCUCUCUGAAAAAAGGGUGAGAGAGAGAUCAUGAGGGACAACAAAUCCCUUGGAAGCUUGUGCUUAAGACACCAAAACAGGUGCUAGCACCAUCACACCAUGCCAAGUGAUGAGGUGGAUAGGAUGGUUAAAGAAGCUGAAAAUUUUGCAAAAGGAAGACAAGGAAAAGAGGGAUGCCAUAGACGCAAGGAAUCUAGCUGACUCAGUUUUGUACCAAACUAGAAGCAACUAAAAGAGCUGGGAGACAAUGUUCUUAGCUGGACAAGGAGAAUGUAGAGGCUAAAGUGAAUGAGGUCAUGGAUGCCAUCUUUGGUGGUUCUACCCAAGCCAUUAAAGAUGCAAUGGCUGUCCUGAAUCAAGAAAUUAUGUAACUGCGGUAGUCAAUGUUAAUGUGAAUUUGAAUUGGUUCAGAACCUUAGGAACAAGUACAAUGAGUCUAUGGCUUAGGGUAAUAUCAAUAACAUUCUGGUGACAACUACCCUUUAGGAAGCUGUUUUAUAUUCAGAAGUGCUGUGAUGGAUUUUACCUUAAGCACACUAUUUGGAUACAAAGAUAGGAUCAAUAAAAUGAAAAUAUAGAGUCUACUUGCCUGCUUAAGUUCACUGGAUUACAACUGCAAUUAACAUUCUCAUAGGCUUUGAGCACCAGUUGAAACUUCCUUAAGAGAUACAAAGCUUUACUUCAAAGAUAUCGAUGAGAAUGAAAGGAUGUGUAUAUAUUAGAGGCAUAUUCAGAACCAUAUGAACAAGUGCAACAAGUCAACAGCUAAGACUGGUGUUUUUUAGCUGGAGAAGUUAUUGACAUUGUGCUCUUGGAUGUCUCACCGUGGAAGGACUUGAAACUUUGGGUGGUGUAAUGACAAAGAUUAUCCCAAGGAACACAACUUCACCAACUUUCAAAUCAGCAGAGGUGUUCUCCAGCACAGCAGAUGGACAGAUCAGUGAAGAGAUUAAUGUCUAUCAGGGUGAAAGAGAGGUAUUUAUCUCUCUGAAAAAAGGGUGAGAGAGAGAUCAUGAGGGACAACAAAUCCCUUGGAAGCUUGUGCUUAAGACACCAAAACAGGUGCUAGCACCAUCACACCAUGCCAAGUGAUGAGGUGGAUAGGAUGGUUAAAGAAGCUGAAAAUUUUGCAAAAGGAAGACAAGGAAAAGAGGGAUGCCAUAGACACAAGGAAUCUAGAAGCAACUAAAAGAGCUGGGAGACAAUGUUCUUAGCUAGACAAGGAGAAUGUAGAGGCUAAAGUGAAUGAGGUCAUGGAUGCCAUCUUUGGUGGUUCUACCCAAGCCAUUAAAGAUGCAAUGGCUGUCCUGAAUCAAGAAAUUAUGUAACUGCGGUAGUCAAUGUUAAUGUGAAUUUGAAUUGGUUCAGAACCUUAGGAACAAGUACAACGAGUCCAUGGCUUAGGGUAAUAUCAAUAACAUUCUGGUGACAACUACCCUCUAGGAAGCUGUUUUUUAUUCAGAAGCGCUGUGAUGGAUUUUACUUUAAGCACACUAUUUGGAUACAAAGAUAGGAUCAAUAAAAUGAAAAUAUAGAGUCUACUUGCCUGCUUAAGUUCACUGGAUUACAACUGCAAUUAACAUUCUCAUAGGCUUUGAGCACCAGUUGAAACUUCCUUAAGAGAUACAAAGCUUUACUUCAAAGAUAUCGAUGAGAAUGAAAGGAUGUGUAUAUAUUAGAGGCAUAUUCAGAACCAUAUGAACAAGUGCAACAAGUCAACAGCUAAGACUGGUGUUUUUUAGCUGGAGAAGUUAUUGACAUUGUCCUCUUGGAUGUCUCACCGUGGAAGGACUUGAAACUUUGGGUGGUGUAAUGACAAAGAUUAUCCCAAGGAAUACAACUUCACCAACUUUCAAAUCAGCAGAGGUGUUCUCCAGCACAGCAGAUGGACAGAUCAGUGAAGAGAUUAAUGUCUAUCAGGGUGAAAGAGAGGUAUUUAUCUCUCUGAAAAAAGGGUGAGAGAGAGAUCAUGAGGGACAACAAAUCCCUUGGAAGCUUGUGCAUAAGACACCAAAACAGGUGCUAGCACCAUCACACCAUGCCAAGUGAUGAGGUGGAUAGGAUGGUUAAAGAAGCUGAAAAUUUUGCAAAAGGAAGACAAGGAAAAGAGGGAUGCUGUAGACACAAAGAAUCAAGCUGACUUAGUUUUGUACCAAACUAGAAGCAACUAAAAGAGCUGGAAGAAAAUGUUCCUAGCUAGACAAGGAGAAUGUAGAGGCUAAAAGGUCAUGGAUGCCAUCUCUGGUGGUUCUACCCAAGCCAUUAAAGAUUCAAUGGCUGUCCUGAAUCAGGAAAUUAUGUAACUAUGGUAGUCAAUGUUGAUGUUUAGCUUUUAUUGGAUUGACUUCUUUGCAUGGAUGGCCACUAUUGUGUAGCCUUGAAUUAUGUUAUAGUUGAGAGAGAACUCUUUGAUAUAGAGUUAUUUGGGUGUAUUGGGGUUUGGGUUUGUGAGAGUGGGUCUACACCACUUUUGUACUCUCCAUAUUUAUUAGUGAAACUUUCUCCUUGUUGCCGCCCGUGGAUGUAGGCCAAAGGCCGAACCACGUAAA
Messenger RNA from Quercus robur (English oak), 8218 nucleotides. Its product is annotated as putative disease resistance protein RGA3. Lineage: Eukaryota; Viridiplantae; Streptophyta; Magnoliopsida; Fagales; Fagaceae. The record is from RefSeq and is a predicted model, not a curated record. The coding region runs from base 167 to 3667 and encodes 1166 amino acids. Gene Ontology annotation, molecular function: ADP binding. Gene Ontology annotation, biological process: defense response to other organism. The transcript has 30 exons.